AUGUUGGGAGCUCCUAUACACAUCUUAAAAUUCCCCUUGUCAACAGAAAAGCUAAAGACCUUCUCGGACACAGCCUCCAAUUUGCCCCACGACAGGUAA
Molecule: messenger RNA, 99 nt
Organism: Spirodela intermedia
Lineage: Eukaryota; Viridiplantae; Streptophyta; Magnoliopsida; Alismatales; Araceae
Source: the annotation of a GenBank genome assembly